This is a messenger RNA of Rosa rugosa (rugosa rose), 2071 nucleotides long. RefSeq lists its product as uncharacterized. Gene Ontology annotation, biological process: proteolysis. Gene Ontology annotation, molecular function: cysteine-type peptidase activity. Bases 168 to 1994 code for a protein of 608 amino acids. The transcript has 7 exons. The record is from RefSeq and is a predicted model, not a curated record. NCBI's taxonomy places the organism in Eukaryota, Viridiplantae, Streptophyta, Magnoliopsida, Rosales, Rosaceae.
GUCAGACUGAGAUGUAACUGGUCAAGUCACUAAUCAAGACAAACUGCAUGUCAUUCGUCAAGUCACUAUGACUAAUUUUUUUUUGUUUUUUGUGCAAGCAGUACUGGUUCUGUCAAAAGACUGGAAAAAUCAAGCCAAUAUCUGGAAGGGAGAACGAAGAUCAUGGGAUGAGAAAAUGGGACAUCCAGAAGUUGAUACAGAAUUGGACAAGUUUUAACAGCUUGAAAAAACUAGAGAAAAUCUUUGAAAACCUGAAGGAGGAUAGAGAGGAAUCAGAAUCCGAGGAAGAGGAGAAUAGAUCAGAUGAAGCAAAGACAGUUCCGGAAGGAGAGGAAAAAGGAACUGAUGAUCAGAAUUGUGAAAACAAAGAAGAUAACCUACAAGUUGAGGUGGCUGAACAGGAAACAACUUCAGAAAAAAACAAGUGGGAGAAAGAGCUUCAGAAAAAGGAGGAGGAGAUAAGAUAUAUCACUGUGGAGAAAGAUAAUUUGAAGACAAAACUGAACGAAAAGGAACAGGAACUAAGGAAAAUCACGGAGGACAUGAUGAAUCUGGAGGAACGAAAUGCUACACUUGUGACCGACAAUUUCUGCCUUGCAUCAUCGAUAGUGAAAAGUCCUGUAGCUGCGCGUGGCCUUCCACUUUGUACGUUGAGCCCAGAGAAAGAGCAGAAGACACCAGAGGAGAACAAAAAAGGAGAGUUAACAAUGCGCCUUACAGAGCAACAUUCUGGUGAAACUGUAUCAUCAAUGGGUCUCUACUCUUACGUUGUGAGAUUAAAGAAUAGGAGAAGAAUACAGAAAAAGGACAACAUUUACUGGUGGGGGGAUGUGAAAGCAAAACGAAAGAAGAAAGCAAAGGAGAUUGAAGAGAGAUUGAAAGAGGCUGAAAAGAAAGAAAAAGAAGAAAAAGAAAAGGAGAUGAAGGCCUCACUGCCAGAUGCUGAACGUAAAAGGCUAGAACAGAUGGUAGCACAACAGAAGUUGGACGAUGUACCAGAGGAUGUUCGGGAAGCAAUAAGACAGAUGGACGCUGCAGAAAAUGCACAAAUCAAUAAAGAGCAAGAAGAGAAGCAGCUACCUCCUGAGGUCGUAGACUGGGAGGAGAGCAAAGUAUACAAUUUUAUGGACCAGGACACCAAGAGGAGAGUCCAGAAAUACUGGCAAAAUGCACCAUCAGGAGUAUACUUCUGGGAUGGAAGACAGUAUGGAGCACAAGUUUCAAGACAGGAUUUAAAAGACAUGAUCAUGGACGAACCGAUAGCAAGCAAUUGCAUCGAAUGUUAUGGAAUUCUCUUGACUGAUCAGCUGUUGGAGAAAGAAUCACAAGGCUUGGAUGUCCCAACUUUUAUGAAUCCCUUGUGCUGGAAUUCUGCAGAAAAUUUGACGGUGUAUUAUGUACAUCUGUACCUAUGCGAACCACUGUUCCAGAAUCUGGCAAGAUCCAACUAUAUAUUGUUCCCAAUCUCACAUGAAUCAGGAUUUCAUCAUACACUGCUCAUUUUUGACAAGGAAUUAAAGAACUGGUCCCACUGUGAUUCAAAAAGACCGAAAAAAUCAUCAACUAGAAAAUCCUUUAAAAAUGUACAAAAAAUGGUUGACAUGGUAGAACUUUGGAUGACAGCAGUAAAAGAACAAGCCGAUGACAUGCUGGAACAGGGAUGCAGAAUGAAAUUUGAUGAAAAGAACAGUUCAGAAGAAGAACUGAAAAUGAUGGAAGUUCCAUUGACUGAAACCGAGAGAGAAAGCAUAAAGUGGAUCAAGAAUAACUAUAAAACAAAAAUGGCAGUGACAGAACUCAAAGACAACCCUCAGCAAGGAGAAGAUUCAUUGGAUUGCGGACUUUUUGUAAUGUACACAAUGGAGAAAAUUUCGAAAAAAGGGAGAGUUCCAAAGAAGCUCACAAAGGAUGAUAUUUUGAAGUUUAGAGCUCAUGUUGUAAAGUCAUUUGCAGAAAGUAGGCACAGCUGGAACUCAACACAUGAAGAAUCGUAGAAAUUUGUUUAGGGAAUAGGAUAGGUUAUAUAGUUUUUUCGAAUUGAUUCAUCAUAUAUAUCCAUUCAUUUGUUCAA